This is a messenger RNA of Patiria miniata (bat star), 3507 nucleotides long. It is a transcript of the gene rnf10, whose product is annotated as RING finger protein 10-like. Gene Ontology annotation, molecular function: transcription cis-regulatory region binding; metal ion binding. NCBI's taxonomy places the organism in Eukaryota, Metazoa, Echinodermata, Asteroidea, Valvatida, Asterinidae. The transcript has 21 exons. The record is from RefSeq and is a predicted model, not a curated record. The coding region runs from base 379 to 2940 and encodes 853 amino acids. Gene Ontology annotation, biological process: positive regulation of transcription by RNA polymerase II.
AUCACCGGGUGGAUAUAGCCUCGUUUUCGGCGCAAUUGUCGCCAGUGUGGGAAGAACUCUUACGAAAAGUUGCGCAAACAUCGCCAAAUUUGGUCUGCAAAGACCAAUUUGGGGGUCAACCAGAGGCAAACCGAACGUUGCAAGUGCUACAUAGCACACUUUGAGCCUAUUCCAGGCUCAGUUUUGCGAAUACUUCGUUUAAAAAAUUGUAUUAAAAAAUCGGUCAGAAUCUAGCAGAUCGGUUUGUUUAUUUUUGAUUGCAACAUGGAGUGCUGAUCAGCUUCGCCAUGUCUCAUCUAGUGAUUGUCCACCAAGUUUUACCUCCUUUUGGAGUUGCUGUGCCGACAGUAAGCUCAACAUUGUCUGCAUCCGUUGUGGAUGUCAGAACCGAAAGAGAUGGAGAAGAAUAUUGCUUUGAAUCGUUCUGCCUGUGGUGUGUCCAAAAUUCCAUCUGAGCCGAAAAAAGACAAUGGCCGUGGUAAUGGAAAUGGGCAAUCCUUUCACAAGAAGAGAGAAUCUUCAUUGUCUAAGGCGGGCCCUGAUGCUGGUGUCCAGCGUAAGAGCAACCCACAGAGGUCCAGAGGCUUCACUGAUAAGAGACCUCGAAGCAGCAAGGAUGGCAGCUGGACAGGCAGACGUGAUGAGGUGACAAAGUCCCAGAGGGCAGAGUUUGGCUCUGCCCUGUCAGGUGGGCCUAAGAAGAUGAACCUGAAUCAUCUCAUCAAUUUCACCAUGGCACCUAGAGAGUCCUCCAUGGACAACAGAGGGCCAGGGGGUUGGAGAGGCCGCAAUAAAUGGGCACAUCGCUACCCCAAGUAUAACAAGGAGCAGUUUCUGCAGGCAAAUUGUCAGUUUGUGGUCAAGGCUGCUAAUGAUUACACUCUGCAGUGUGUGGACUCGGAUAAGUUGGUCGAGUGGGAUCUUAUUGAGCAAGUGAGGAUUCUGAGUCCGGAGGUACCGUCCUGUCCUAUUUGCCUGUACCCACCAACUGCAGCCAAGAUCACCCGUUGUGGCCAUAUUUACUGCUGGACCUGCAUGCUGCAUUACUUGGAACUCGGUGAGAAGACUUGGAGAAAGUGCCCCAUCUGUUACGAAGCAGUGCAUCAAAAAGAUCUGAAAAGUGUUGUUGCCAAGGAAACCCAUGGUUACAGUCGGGGUGAUGAGAUAACGUUUCGUCUCAUGAAACGAGAGAAGGGCUCAGUCAUCACACAGCCACACUCUACCAGAGAGUAUGGCAAGCUAUUCACCAUUGAAGAUGAUCCGACUGUCACGUGCAUGGUCAAGUUAUUGUUAGCUUCACCAGAGCAAGUCCGAGAGAAGAUAAUUGAACCGGAGAGGGCAGCAUUAGAGGCUCAACUGCAGGAAAGGAACGGGGAACUAGAAGAUAGUUUCACUGAAGCAGCUCUGAGGAUGAUCAAGGAAAGAGAGGAAAGUAUUUACAAAGUGCACAAGAUUGAGGCAUUGGCUUCUCAUAUUGUUGGUCUGAAUCUGAAAGACGAUACUGAAAGGCAGGAUGUUGAUGAGCCAGUACCUAUGAUGUCGCCAUCUUGUAAGAAUUACAAGCAUUAUUCCUCUGCCUUCUCUGAUGAAGAGUUGGAUCUGGCAGAAGAUCAUGAUCCGAAUCGUCAAAGUCAAGGAUUCACGGUUGAGGAGCCGUUUGAGGACAUCGCAGUGUCCCCUGCUCCCAAACAGGAUUCUGGGAAGGAUGAGGCCAUCAAUGCAGCUGGUGAAGCCGUGGCAAGGCAUCAGUCACCAGGCCUGAUCGCUGAGGAGAUGGGCGUGACUGAAGGAGGUUCUGAGGAGGACACUGAGAAGGUUGGUGAGGAGCAUUACACCUCUGCCUCAUCUAGCCCAGAGGAUCAAGCCAGAGCAACAGGAGGCAGUGCUAACGGCAAGGAUCAUGUCUACUACUUCUAUCAAGCUGAAGAUGGCCAGCAUCUGUAUCUACACUCACUGAAUGUUCGCUGCUUGAUCCGCGAGCAUGGAAGCUUUGCUCAGUGCCCAGAGAGAAUCACAGCUAAGAUUGUAGAGGUGGAACACAUGUCAAUGAAUGAGGCACUCCGUCGCCGUCUGCGUUAUCUUUUCCACCUUCCACUGACCUGUGACUUUGGAAUUUGUGAGCUGGAAUUCAAACCACCGUUGGUUUCCAAGGCAACCCUGCAAUACUUUGCAGGAGAUUUCCAGCAAAGGAAAAAAGCACGGGAGAGGAAAGUCCGCAAUGAGAAGAAACAAGAGCGCAAGAUGCAACUCAAGGAGAACAAGAGAAACGGCAAAUAUGUUCCUCCAAAGUUCUCCUUGCAAAGCAGCAUCCAGUUCCCCUCCUUUGGUGUAGACUCUGUACCAGGGGAUGUUUCUUACGUCAUCUCUGAGACAUCAUCCAGUGUAACCUCACUAGACUCGCCAGCAUCUUCGUCAGUUGGUUCACCCACAAGUCUUAGCCAGGAGGAGACUGCAUAUGGAAGUCUGGCCCAAGCAUCUGGGCAUUGUGGACUUGGCUCAGAUAGUACAGGUGGUCCAUCGCCUGUCAUUGGAAGCUGGGCAUCAGCUGCCAGUGCAGAGGAGCACACAGCCUCCUGUCCAUCGUUUGCACAGAUGUUGCGUGAAGGUAAAACUCGAGCAGAGACUAGUAACUGGCCUAAGAUGGAAAAGGCAGGGGGAGCCAGAAGCCUGACUGACAAGCCACCAGGAGAGAUCAGAAAAGCAUCAGGCCCAGGCCCCGAUGGUAGUGACGACAGCUCUAAUGAAGACUAUGUCCCAAUUCCUCAAUACAAAGAUGCAUUCAGUGAUGCUAUACAAGCUGCAUUGGACAAGGCUGCCAUACAGGCAGCUAGUCAUAAGACAGAUGAUGAUGUGACUUCAUCUCCUGGCUCUUCCAAGCGAGGCAAGAAAGGAAAGAAGAAACAACUGCUCUUUUCCACAGCUGGCCCACGUUUCAAAUGAGACCUUAAAGACAUCAAAUCUUGUCUUUAAGAGUUAGUUUGUAAAUUGGCGCAGGGAAGGGAAAUAAACAUGGGUGUGAAAGUGGCUACUGAGGGGCAGUACAAAAUGACACGGCAGACACAAGGUAUAAUGCCAUAAACAAAAGUGGCAACAAGAUGGAGCUGCUGUUUCAUAUAUGUAGCUUCUGUGAGCAGGCUAAAAGAAAACUUCUGAUGUAUAGAUUUUAAAUGAAGUUGCUUCAUGGCUUUCAUUCUUUCAUUUGGACAUUUGUGGUUUUCCACAAUGUUUGAUAUCAAAAUACAUGUAGCUGUUUACAAGUUUUACUGAUUUUUCGGCAAGAAGUUUGAUAACAAAUUGGUUGAUUUCCCACUGGAAUUAUUGCUUUUUUGUUGUCCCUUAUUUGAAAGAAUGGCAGCUAGACACAAGUUAUAAUAAUAUAUUGGGAGCUUCAAUAAAAAAUAAAAAUUAUAGUAAUAUUGUAGAAACAAAUCCUCUCGAGUUGCAUUUGUACCAUGAACAUUAUAUUAUGGUUUGCCAUUUGGAGAUAACAGAGGAUGUGAUUUUCCA